CCCCAAACCCCUCACCAUAUAUAAAAUAACCCCUUGUUUCUCACUUUCCAAGUCCACUACUACCAACCUUGAGCUUCAUUACAGCAAGCAGGAAGAAGAAGAGUGAACAUAGCUAAAAAUGGAAACUCGCCGGAGAAGUUCCAUUACCUGGUUACUCUCCGGCUUCUUCCUCCUCGCCUUCCUCCUCCACUUAUCCAACUCAAGUGCAGAAGUUCACCACCAUGACUUCAUUGUCCAAGGGACUCCAGUGAAAAGGUUAUGCAAGUCUCACAACAUCAUUACAGUAAACGGCCAAUUCCCAGGCCCCAACAUUGAAGUCAGAAACGGUGAUACAUUGAUCAUCACUGUUUCCAACCGUACUCCUUAUAAUGUUACUAUACACUGGCAUGGAAUACGUCAGAUAAGAACAGCAUGGGCUGAUGGUCCUGAGUUUGUGACUCAGUGUCCGGUUAAGCCUGGAGGCAUCUAUACAUAUAGAUUCACCAUCAAAGAUCAAGAAGGAACACUUUGGUGGCAUGCGCACAGUUCAUGGCUGAGGGCUACAGUGUAUGGCGCCCUUAUCAUCCACCCUAAAGAGAAAAAAAAAUAUCCCUUCUUGCCACCCAAAAGGGAAUACCCAAUCCUUCUAGGCGAGUGGUGGGACCAGAAUCCCAUCGACGUUAUCCACGAGGCCAUCAGCACCGGCAGCGCCCCCAGCAUCUCCGACGCAUUCACCAUUAACGGGCAGCCCGGCGAUCUAUACAACUGCUCCUCCAAAGGUUUGAUUUUUAUCAUCAAAACAAGCUCCUUUAUCCACUUCUCUUCUCUUACAACACUGAAAAAGAUGUCCAUUUCCAUCUCAGAGAUCACCGUCUUCCCCGUCAAUCCCGGCGAGACCAUUCUCCUCCGCUUCAUCAACGCCGCCCUCAACACCGAGCUCUUCGUUUCCAUCGCCGGACACUCCAUGAUGGUCGUCGCCGCCGACGCCUCCUACGUCAAACCCUUCCUCACCUCCGUCAUCAUGCUUGCACCCGGCCAAACCACGGACGUCCUCAUCACUACCAGCCUACCUCCUUCCCGUUACUACAUCGCCGCCCGCGCUUAUUCCUCCGCCGAAUCCCUCCCCUUCGAUAACACCACCGCCACGGCCAUCCUCGACUACGACUGCGGUUGCCUCCCCGGACCCACCCAACCACCCCCUGCCCAACCCAUCCUCCCCGCUUUCAACGACACCCUCACGGUCACCGCCUUCUCCGCCGCCUUCAAGAGCCCCACACCCGUCAAGCUCCCAAGCCCCGUCGACGAGCACCUCUUCUUCACGGUCGGCCUAGGUUUAUUCGAAUGUCUGCCGGGUCAGAUCUGCGGCGGGCCGAACCACACCCGGCUCACCGCUAGCAUCAAUAACGUCUCCUUCGUUCUCCCGUACAGCUCUUCCCUCCUUCAGGCACAUAAAUUGGCCGUUCCGGGGAUUUUCACCACCGAUUUCCCUGCGAAACCACCGGUGGAAUUUGAUUACACCGGCAAAAACGUCGGCAGGGAGCAGCCGGAACCCGCGACCAAGCUGUAUAAGUUGAGGUUUGGAUCAGUGGUACAGCUAGUAUUGCAGGGGACGAGCAUUGUUGCUGCUGAGAACCAUCCGAUUCAUCUCCAUGGGUAUAAUUUCUACAUCCUUGCGGAGGGAUUUGGAAACUUCGAUCCGGCUAGAGAUACCGAGAAAUUCAAUUUGAUUGAUCCGCCGUUGAGGAAUACGGUCGGCGUGCCGAUGAAGGGAUGGGCGGUGAUAAGAUUCGUAGCAGAUAAUCCAGGGGUUUGGCUGCUUCAUUGUCAUUUGGAUGUGCAUAUCACUUGGGGAUUGGCCAUGGCGUUCUUGGUGGAGGAUGGGCUUGGAGUGCUGGAGGCGUUGGAGCCGCCGCCUCUGGAUCUUCCAUUAUGCUGAGCGGAGCGGGAAGCCAAGGACUGCUAGUUUACUAUUUUGAUUUCACAAAACUGUUCGUAUGGGGAGAAUUGGGGUCUUCGAAUUAAUAGUUUUCAUUGUUGCCGAUUCGCCAUGUUUGAUUCAGCAAUAAAGAUAGAGGAUACAUACUCAUUAAA
Molecule: messenger RNA, 2070 nt
Organism: Dendrobium catenatum
Lineage: Eukaryota; Viridiplantae; Streptophyta; Magnoliopsida; Asparagales; Orchidaceae
Product: laccase-3
Exons: 4
Coding region: 119-1915 (598 amino acids)
Biological process (GO): lignin catabolic process
Cellular component (GO): apoplast
Molecular function (GO): copper ion binding; hydroquinone:oxygen oxidoreductase activity
Source: RefSeq, a predicted model, not a curated record